AUGGCGUACUACGAGGAUCGCCAUUAUCGCGAGCCCCGCGACCGCUACACACGCCCCGCCAGUUAUGCCGAUCCGUAUGAUGACCCUCGUGGCCAUUAUCGAAGACACGAGCGAGACUCAUACAUACCCCGCGCUAGCACCGACUCGGUCGAGGAAGUCCAGCGCGACUACCCACCAGGCUCAGACUAUGCCUACGAGCGCUCUUAUGCUUCUCGACGGCCGAGACGACCCGUGUACGAAAAUGUGCGCCGUGCUUCCUCGGUAAGCGGUUACGAUCCACACAACGAUGCUUCCUACCGACGCUCCGAUCCUCGUCGGUCAAGACACUACGAGGAUAAACGCUCUCGUCGCCCAAAAUACGAUUCAGAUUCUUCUCCAAGUCGCUCUCCACCCCGCAACAGACGUCGCAAGUCAUUCAGCGAGCAAGCCCUGGGUGCCUUAGGCCUCGGGGGUGCCGCUGCUUCGGCCAGUCGCGGAGAACGUGGUCGCGGCCGUUCCCCGUCCCACCAUCGCCGUAGAUCAUAUUCAAGGUCGCCAUCAGAUUCACGCAGUCGCAGCCGCUAUCGCGGCAGCAAACGUGAUGGAGGCAGCAAGCGCGAUAAAAGCGAGCAGCGCAUUAUACAGGCUGCUCGUGCCGCCUUGACAGCCGGCGCAGUUGAGGCUUUCAAACAGCGCAAAGAGCCUGGUGACUGGGCCGGUGCGAAAGGAAAGCGCGUCCUCACUGCUGCUGUGACUGCUGGUGGAACUGACGGCCUUGUCGAUAAAGAUCCUAGCAAGCACGGAAAACGUCAUGUUAUCGAGUCCACGCUUGCAGGUCUGGCUGCCAGUCACUUCGUGGGUGGCGGUUCUCGCUCACGAUCUCGUGGCCGGGACGGUGGUCACUCUUCAGGUGGUGGUCUCAAGAACCUCGCUGCCACUGGAGCUAUUGCUGCUGCAGGAAAGGAAAUCUUCGAUCGAUACUCCAAAUCGCGUUCUCGGCCUCGCGGCCGCAGCGAUUCCCGUGGCAGUGAUUCAGAGCGUGGAUCCCACAAGCGCAGCAAGAGCGUUUCAGAGUACCUCAGCAAGGGCAUGGCCGCCUUGGGGCUUGGAGAACAAGAAGAAAGUCGUCGCGACAGCCGAGACGGUCGUAAGGAUCAUCAUCGGGAGCAUCGUCGGGAGCAUCGGGACGACCGAGAACGGCGUCAUCACCGGGGCCAUCGAAACGACGACUACACGGAUUCAGAUGCGGACAGCGAUUAUUACAACCGGGACUCGAGACGGGGCAAAGGCUCGAGAGAUGUAGGUCGAUACCGUUCAUUGGACGGCAGAACUCCACCCCCAUAUGCACCCAGCGCAGCGCGCGGUGAACCGCGUGCCGGUUCUAAAGACCGCCACGGGUCGAGCUCCGAGAGUGAUUCUGACCUAGGUGACAGUUCUGAUGAGAUGAAGAAACGCAAGAAGCUGAAACGGGAUAUGCUUAUGACGGGAGGUCUGGCUAGCGUGGCUACCAUCCACGCCGCGCACGGUCUUUACGGUAGCAUGGAGAAGAGGAAAGAGCGGAUGCAGCAGUUGAAAGAGGGAGAGAUUACGCCUGAGGAGGCUCGCAAACGACGAUUGAAAGCUAACACCAAAGACGCUGUGAGUAUCGGUCUUGCUGCCCUCGGUAUCAAGGGCGCCUAUGGUGAAUGGAAGGAGGUUAUGGAGAAACGAAAGGAAACUGCGCAUUUCCAGGAGGAAUGUGCUCAGCGGGCUGUCAAACGUGAGCGUCGUCGUGCUCGUAGCCAGGGUGCGCCUUCUCGGCGUCAUCGCUGGCCUGAUGAGAUUGAAUAUGCGCCUUCGAUCAACGAAUCUCGGAACGACCAUGCCCCUGUUUAUCGUGAUGGGAAUCCUUAUGGGGCACAUGAGGCGGCGCAGAUCUCUUACUAG
Molecule: messenger RNA, 1905 nt
Organism: Penicillium concentricum
Lineage: Eukaryota; Fungi; Ascomycota; Eurotiomycetes; Eurotiales; Aspergillaceae
Exons: 2
Coding region: 1-1905 (634 amino acids)
Source: RefSeq, a predicted model, not a curated record